Anisakis simplex (herring worm) is the source of this 4125-nucleotide messenger RNA. Lineage: Eukaryota; Metazoa; Nematoda; Chromadorea; Rhabditida; Anisakidae. The record is from the annotation of a GenBank genome assembly.
AUGGCAGACACGUUGGACGAAAAUGGUAGUUAUAACUCGUUCGGAUCUCAAUCUAACACAUUAUAUGAUGGUGACGCGAAUACACUUUUCUUCCGUUUCAAGGAAAUGGGUGAUGCGUACGUUCAGUCAAGAAGUGCUCGCAUCAGGGCUGCAAUGUUUCCAGAGUUGUACGAUGAGACAGAACAAACCAGUGAAAUGUUCGAGAGCAGAUCGUGUAUCGUCGAAAGGCUCGCCGAACCAAGUCAGCUUCUGAAAACAGCAGUAAUUGAAUUGCUGAGUGUACAAGAUGAAUCCGAAAUUACUACGAAAGCAAUACCCGAGCUUGUCAAACUACUUUCUGAUAAAGACGAGACGGUCGUUUUGAGGGCAGCGCAUAUGGUACACUUGUUAUCGAAAGACAAUAAAUCCAUAGCCGCAAUUGCUACAAAUCCGACUCUUAUUGCAGCACUCUGUUCUGUUACGAGAUUCGAUAAUGAAGCAAUACGCCGUAAUGCGUUAGCAGCACUGUCGCACAUAUCUGAGCACGCUGAAGGACGUAUGCAUUUGUUUCGUUCGGGUGGCAUUCCUGAGUUGGUGCGUAUGCUUGGAAUUCCAGUGGACGCAGUUCGUCAUUAUGCCAUCACCACAUUACAUAAUCUUUUGCUCUAUAUGGAAUCUGCCAAACAGGAAAUACGUGCAUGUGGUGGCUUAGAAGCAAUGACACCCUUAUUGAGUGCCCAGAAUGCACGCUUCUUGGCUUUGCUGGUCGAUUCACUCUAUCUGCUGGUAUUAGACCAUCCGCAAAGUAAACUUUCAUUCCUCUCAUUAAGUGGACCGUCACUUCUCAUCAGUCUACUUGACUCACAUCGUAACUAUCCGAAACUCGUUUAUACGGUUGUACGUUGUAUUCGUGCCAUAUCAGUGUGUCCUCAGAAUAAAGCUGCACUUAUUUCGCUGGGGGCGUUGCAGGUGUUGGGUGAUUUCAUUGAUGGCGUUGAUGAACGAACUCAAUUUGCGGUUUUGUGCGCUGUUCGAAAUUUAUCAGAUGCGGCGACGAACGAAGACAAUUUGGGUCCAUUAAUUGUGCGACUUAUUGGCGUGAUAACGACUGGAGAAGAAGCUUCAACAGCGUGUGCAGCUGGCGUUUUAUCAAAUCUGACGUGCAAUAAUGUUCGAAACAAACAAACUUUAUGUUCUAACCGAGGAAUGGAAGUGCUGUGUUGUGCAUUAGAACGAUAUUGUGCAGUGGAGGAAGUAACCGAGCCGUCAUUGUGCGCGCUGCGGCACUGUACUGCACGACAUUCAUUAGCGGCACAAGCUCAAAGUGAUGUUCGUCUUGCACACACGCUACCCGUUAUAUUAGAACUUCUUUGCACUAUGCGUGCACCGGUCGUGAAAGCUGCUCUUGGAUUGGCUCGUAAUUUAGCACUACUACCCGCCAAUCUGCAAUCGCUUGCUCAUGAAACCACAUCAAAAGGUGAAUCAGUGGUUUCAUUGGCAAUGGAUGUGCUGGCACGUGCCGGUGCCCAACUGCGACAGGAUCCAGAAGCAGUUGCGGAUGGUGUGGCGAUGAGAGAACUGGUCGAAGGUGCCGUUUCUGCGUUACAUCAACUUGCAAAUGAUCCUCAAGUAGCUGCGAUAAUGCUCCGUGAUCAUCCAUUCAUCGAUAUGAUCAUCAAGUUACUAUCAUGGGAAGAGGUUUACGCAAACGACGAUGAACUGUUGCAACGUGAACUACUUGGUUUACUUUAUCAGCUGUCAAAAACACCCGAAGGCGCUCGACAGUUGGAUAUGUAUGGUCCAACACCAGUACUUGCCGAUGCACUGCAUUCAAAGCAUAAAGCUAUUUCAACAUACGCAUCGGGAGUGUUGAAGAAUUUACAAUUCGAUAAACCAAUGGUAUACCGAGAGGAGCUGGAAACCGAAAUUGAAAGUGCGAUUAGUGGUGGUGGUGGUGGUAUGGGUGAAGACUGGAUGCAUGAUGGCCUAGAGCCUGAGCUAUUCGCCGAAAUGUAUCAGUCACCAGGAGUGGAUCGAAUGGAUCAACACGCACCAUGGCAACCACCACCAUACCAAGCGAGCAACCCCAGUAAUCCAUCGUGUACUGGAACGAUGGGUGAAUUAAUGAUACAUCGGAAUGCGUUAUUCGAGGACGAAGCGCUAACUGUCGACGGAUUUGCACUGAAUAACAAGCAAGGUGUACUUGCAGUUGCACGUCGUAUUGAUAGUGGCGGAUUGGAUGCAGCCCCGCAUGAAUCCGUUAUUGAAUUGUGGAAUGUUAUUGGGGAACUGAUUUUUCUUUUGAAAACAAUUCCAUUAGGAAAUCUCGGUGCACAAGCGCUAUUGUGGAUCGAUGAUUCGGAUAGUCUUUUGGCUGCGCAUAUGAAUGGUUCAAUAACCGUACAUCAUGCACAUUGUCGUAGUUAUGAGACGAGUCAAGUUUGCGCAACGCCAGUUUGGUGUCUGGCAGCGAUUAAAGCUCGUCGAUUCUGUGCUGGAACAGAUUCGGGUACAGUACUUCUGUUAGAACUGUGUGAAAAUCAGGUUAACGUCAUCAAAACAGUAAAUAUUGGCUUCGGUAGUCGUGUUCUGUCGUUAACAUCGAAUGGAGUGAUUAUGGCCGCUGGUUCUCUUGAUGUGAUUUAUUUAAUUGAUGUUACAAAUGCUUCUAUUCGAAAUACUCUACGAUUAGCACGUGACCAAAAACGAAAACCAACUGUUGUAUGGUGUUUGAUAUUUAUGUUACUAGCUCGAAUCUUAUGUUUUUAUUUCAGUGAAGGAGUACUGGCCUCUGGUGAUUCAAGGGGUUGUGUUUGCAUUUGGAAUAUCAACAACGGUGCUCUUGUUCAGACAGUGCAAACGCAUCAAGCAGAUGUGCUAUCGCUGUGCGUUGUGCAAAAUGCUCUUUACGCGUCUGGUGUUGACCCGUCAAUUGCACGGCUCAAUCAUAACAAGGAUCGAACUUGUUGGCGUGUUGAGCAUCGUCGUCUUCUACACAACAAUGACGUACGUGCGUUAAUCGCUUCUCGUCUGGCUUUAAUAUCUGGUGGUGCAGAGCAUCAUUUCAUAUACAGCACUAAGAACAAGCAUCACAACGCACUCAAAUUGAUUCCAUGUAAAAUGGCAACUUCUGCAAGUCUCUUCCUUUACGAGUAUUCCAAUCGUGUUGUGAUAUGGAGGACGGCCGUAGCUGAAAAAAUAACAACACAAAAUGACAAGCAACAGUUUUUUGCAAUGAAUAAACAUCCAGAAAAACUUAUCGAAUUCAACCUAUCGCCAAAAGAAUACCUCUUCUCAAGUGCAAUAACAGAGGAUGGCCAUUUGAUGGCGUUAGCAGAGUUGAGCGCAGUUGUGUUGUACUCGUUGGAUGGACUGACUGAUAAGAAUGCACCGAAGUUACGUUUAAUUCAACGAAUCCCUUUGAAUGCCUCAGCGGUGGUGUUCUGUUCGAGGACACUCAUAAUCGCCAGUGGCAACUUCACUCUGCAUUCGUUCGCUAUGAACAGCAGCAGUCAACCAGACGAUACCUCAUCUUGCAGUCUUGUUGAAUUCCUUAAUCCUCAGCUUUUACGCAUUCGUGAAUAUCAUUCAGAUGAUGCUGGUGAGGUGAUACGAUUACAUUGCAGUCAUGAUGCGUUAAAAGUUGUCGCCCUAACAACUCGUAAUGACAUUUAUAUUGCUGAUUUAAUGACAAGGAGUGUACGAAAACUGAAUGUAGAAUUAGCAAAUGUUAUAAUGGAUGUACGCUUUAUGAAUGAUACAGCAUUGUUUAUAUUAUGUGCAAACCACGAACGAACACUGCUUGAAUAUUCGUUAGUUGAUAAUGCGUUGAGCGGGAAGGCGAUUUCAAAGGAGCAAUUGUCGUUAAGGAAUGAUGAGUUCGUGAUGGACAUCGAGACACAUCCCAACGGUACGAUCGUGGUCGGUUCGAAGGGUACUUUGCGCAUUAUUGAUGCUCGUAAAAGGAAACGUACGGUGUUGCUGGUGGCCGGGGCCACGGGGGCCGUGCUUGGCAUGCAAAGGCCCGAUCGAUGUAUGACGGCGCGUUGGCUCGUUCCCGGCCGAUCGUUGCUGCUGUGUACACCAAGAGUGCUCUCUGAACCAUCGUUAGGUGCGUUCCGGGUGAAACGUUAUGGCCAAAAUUGA